Cornus florida is the source of this 3819-nucleotide messenger RNA. RefSeq names its product cysteine-rich receptor-like protein kinase 10. The record is from RefSeq and is a predicted model, not a curated record. Gene Ontology annotation, molecular function: protein kinase activity; ATP binding. The coding region runs from base 1 to 2028 and encodes 675 amino acids. Lineage: Eukaryota; Viridiplantae; Streptophyta; Magnoliopsida; Cornales; Cornaceae. Gene Ontology annotation, biological process: protein phosphorylation. The transcript has 7 exons.
AUGUUUUCUUACACAUACAGUUUCUGUAAGAGUUUUGUGAUUGUUUCCGUGCUUUGGUUGUUCUUUCCCAAUACUAUUAUAACAGAAGCUGCCCCAUCCUACCGCGCCCAUAUAUGUACUAAUGAAACAACAUACACUUCCAAUACCACUUUUCAAUCUAAUCUCAAUCUCGUCCUCUCUUAUCUUUCUUCCAAUGAUACCACCAUUAAUGGAUUUUAUAAAGCAACAGCUGGUCCUGAUGUCCCUGACGUGGCUUAUGGCCUCUUUCUGUGUCGUGGCGACGUUGCAGGUACUGAUGUGUGUCAAGACUGUGUGGCUCAUGCGGUGAAAGAAACAGUCGAGCAAUAUUGCCCCAACCAGAAAAAGGCAAUUAUUUGGUACGAUGAGUGCAUGUUACGUUAUGCCAACCAGUCUUUUUUCUCCACCAUGGAGGAAUCACCGAAUGUGAAUGUGUGGAAUCCAAAUAAUGUGACAGAACAAGAUCGGUUUGAGCAAUUGCUGGGAGAAACGGUGGAUGAUUUAGCGAAUCUGGUUUCAAAUGAUGAGUCUGGAAAUGUUACGAGGUUUGCAACUCAAGAAGCUGACUUCACAGCUUUUCAGAAGCUACAUAGCCUGGCGCAGUGCACACCAGAUCUAUCCCGGAGUGAUUGUAAUAGAUGCCUUAGAGUGGCUAUAUCUAUUCUACCAACUUGCUGUGUUGGGAAGCAAGGGGGGAGGGUUUUACUUCCCAGUUGUAAUAUUAGGUUUGAGAUUAGCCCAUUUUACACUUCCGUAGCCACCGUGCCACCGCCUACACCAAUACUACUUUCUCCUCCUCCACCUGCUCGAACCCCUUUAGCAAGUCCUCAAGGGAAAGGGAUAAUUUCGUCGCAAACAAUUGUUGUCAUUGUUGUUUCAGUGGGUGUGUCCGCGGUACUUCUCUCAGUAGGUUGCUGCUUCCUAGUUAGGAGAGCAAAGAAACGGUGUUAUGCCAUGGAAGAAGAAAACGUUGGGAGUGAUAUGACGACGGUAGAAUCAUUGCAAUUUGAUUUGGGUACGAUUGAAGCAGCCACGAACAACUUCUCCAUUGAAAACAAGAUAGGUCGAGGCAGAUUUGGUCAGGUCUACAAGGGUACUCUCCCCAGUGGACAAGAAAUAGCUGUGAAGAGGCUGUCAAAGAGAGAGAGUUCUGGCCAAGGCACAACAGAAUUUAGGAAUGAGGUGGUCGUUGUAGCAAAGCUUCAACAUAGAAAUCUAGUGAGACUAAUGGGAUUUUGCCUUGCUGAAGAGGAAAAGAUACUCAUAUAUGAAUAUGUUCGCAACAAAAGCCUAGACCUCUUUCUGUUCGAUGUUGAAAAACAAGGACAAUUGGACUGGUCGAGACGCUACAAUAUUAUAGGAGGUAUAGCCAGAGGGAUGCUUUAUCUUCAUGAAGAUUCCACGCUAAGAAUUAUUCAUCGUGAUCUCAAAGUCAGCAAUAUUUUGUUAGAUGGGGAUAUGAACCCUAAAAUUUCAGAUUUUGGCCUCGCAAAGAUUUUUGGUGUGGAUCAAUCUCAAGGAAAUACAAGAAGAAUUGUUGGGACAGUUGGUUACAUUUCUCCAGAAUAUGCAAUGCAUGGAAAGUUUUCUGUGAAGUCCGAUGUGUUUAGUUUUGGCGUUUUAAUUCUAGAAAUUAUCAGUGGAAAGAAGAGUAGUAACUUCUAUAAAUCACGCACUGCCGAGAGCCUUUUGAGUUAUGCUUGGAAACAAUGGAGGAAUGGGACACCAUUGGAAUUGAUGGAUUCAACAUUGAAGAGCUCUUAUUCAAGAAACGAAGUUGUCCGAUGCAUCCAUAUAGGCUUGUUGUGUGUUCAAGAAGAUAUGGAAGUGAGGCCGUCUAUGGCAUCUGUAAGUCUCAUGCUCAGCAGCCUCUCUGUUAGUCUACCAUUGCCUCGAAAACCUGCAUUUUUUGCUCACAGCAGAACAGAGUACUUGAGCUUGCAACCUACAAGCAAGUCAAGGGAGUGGUCUGUGAAUGAAGCAUCCAUUACUGAACUUUACCCCAGAUAAAGUCAGAAGUCUAGGCAAUUUAAAAAUGUGUGUAUGCUGUGGAAGUGUGAAAUGAGUGAACUUAAUUUCCAAGAAUAUGAAUGAUACAUCAGUCAUUGUUGAUAGGUUAAACUAAAAAGAGCAUGCUGUCACGGGCCUAGAGAUUUGGCGCAGCGGCACGGCCCGUGCGGCACCAAGGCGUUGCUUCAGCUCGCGCAAGCGCCCUGGUCAGCCACCACGACCUGCCCUCCCAAGGAUACAUGCUGACUGGUUUCGGUCUGCCAUGGCCUCGUCAGGGGAACGGCUCCAGCUCCCGACCAGUUUGUGCAGGGAUGGCCAACUCCCUUCUUCAUAGUCAAGUCCACGACCAGCGACAAGCACCUCGAACUGAACCGAGUCGACCUGCCUGAACUCUGAAGAGGUACCAUCCUGUGCUCCUGCACGCCCCUUCCCUGGAACCAUUCCCAGUCAAACUCUGCUCUUUGCCAACCAGCAUGCGUGUCUUCCAUCCUCCAAGCGUCUUAGGAAUCACUUCGUGACAUUCUCCCCCACCCAAAUCCUGCGACGUCCUCGUCGCAGUGCGGCGCUUCACUACUGCGUCCACUCCCUUCCAAAGUCUGCCUCCAUGCGGUAUGCUCGCCUCCCCACCAUCGCUUCCUUGUGCAGCUCCCUGCACUGCACUCGCCCAAUGAUAGGCCUCGGACCAAGGGGACGUCCACUCCUCAAGGACGUGACUCUUCUCCGUCAUGCCGCCUCCGCGACAUCCCGAGCAAGCAAUGGCCUUCUGCCGACUUGAUGCUCGCCCUUCACCAUGGUUUGCAUCACCCAAGGACUAAGCACGAACUUUGGUGCGCGCGGCCCUCCGGCCCUUCAAUGCGCAACUUCAACGGACGCCUCUUCCUGGGGAGAUGGAGGCCCUUCCCCCCAACUGCAUUGAUUCCUCCACAUCGACGCAACUUCAAUGCACCGUCUUCAUUCUCUGACCCCUCCCGGACCGACAAGGGGGCACCCCACCGUGCUUUACCCCAAGUCCUGCUCUGAUACCAUUUGUCACGGGCCUAGAGAUUUGGCGCAGCGGCACGGCCCGUGCGGCACCAAGGCAUUGCUUCAGCUCGCGCAAGCGCCCCGGUCAGGCACCACGACCUGCCCUCCCAAGGAUACAUGCUGACUGGUUUCGGCCUGCCAUGGCCUCGUCAGGGGAACGGCUCCAGCUCCCGACCAGUUUGUGCAGGGAUGGCCAACUCCCUUCUUCAUAGUCAAGUCCACGACCAGCGACAAGCACCUCGAACUGAACCGAGUCGACCUGCCUGAACUCUGAAGAGGUACCAUCCUGUGCUCCUGCACGCCCCUUCCCUGGAACCAUUCCCAGUCAAACUCUGCUCUUUGCCAACCAGCAUGCGUGUCUUCCAUCCUCCAAGCGUCUUAGGAAUCACUUCGUGACAAUGCGCUCAAAAGAUAAUCAGCAAGUUUGCAACUAGGUUACAUAAAUGAUCUAAUACAAGCCCAAAUUUGGUUUAAUUUAAAUGGAACAUAUUAUCAUGGUUCGUUAAUCAAUACCGCGUUUGGUAAUAGGUAUAGCGAGUUUGAGGACUUUUUUUACCACAGAACACCCUUUCCCGGGUCUAAAUUUUGACAGUUUUGUUUUUGUAACACUUUUUGCACCAAGUGCAAGCUCGUUCAUGAAAAUAGUAAUUGUUGAAUUACCCUACUCCAUUUAGCUUAUUAGAUUGAACAGCCCCUUCAAAGUAAAUUUGAAAUAACGGAGUAUUAAUUUAUUUUCCAAUUUUCAGCUCAUAUUUAAUAUCAUCACAA